AUGGGGAGACGGCGGCGGCUGUGUCUCCAGCCCUACUUCGUGUGGCUGGGCUGCGUGGCGCUCUGGGCGCAGGGCACGGCCGGCCAGCCCCAGCCCCCGCCGCCCAAGCCGCCCCGGCCCCAGUCGCCGCCGCAACAGGUCAGGCCCGCAGCGGCGGGCUCUGAAGGCGGGUUCGCAGUGCCCGAGUACCGGGAGGAGGGCGUCGCGGCGGCCAGCCGCGUCCGCAGGCGAGGACAGCAGGACGUGCUCCGAGGGCCCAACGUAUGCGGAUCCAGGUUCCACUCCUACUGCUGCCCGGGAUGGAAGACGCUCCCUGGAGGAAACCAAUGCAUUGUCCCAAUUUGUAGAAAUAGUUGUGGAGAUGGAUUUUGUUCCCGUCCUAACAUGUGUACUUGUUCCAGCGGCCAAAUAUCACCAACCUGUGGAUCAAAAUCAAUUCAGCAGUGCAGCGUUAGGUGCAUGAACGGUGGGACCUGUGCAGAUGACCAUUGCCAGUGCCAGAAAGGAUAUAUUGGAACUUAUUGUGGACAACCCGUCUGCGAAAAUGGAUGUCAGAAUGGUGGACGUUGUAUUGGACCCAACCGCUGUGCUUGUGUUUAUGGAUUCACUGGUCCACAGUGUGAAAGAGAUUACAGGACAGGCCCAUGUUUCACUCAGGUCAACAACCAGAUGUGCCAAGGGCAGCUGACAGGCAUUGUCUGCACAAAGACUCUGUGCUGUGCCACCAUUGGACGGGCCUGGGGCCACCCCUGUGAGAUGUGUCCCGCCCAGCCUCAGCCCUGCCGGCGGGGCUUCAUCCCCAACAUCCGCACUGGAGCUUGCCAAGAUGUUGAUGAAUGCCAGGCUAUUCCUGGAAUAUGCCAGGGAGGAAACUGCAUCAAUACAGUGGGCUCUUUUGAAUGCAAAUGUCCUGCUGGUCACAAGCAGAGUGAAACUACUCAGAAAUGUGAAGACGUUGAUGAGUGCAGCAUCAUUCCUGGGAUAUGUGAAACUGGCGAAUGUUCCAACACCGUGGGAAGCUAUUUUUGCGUUUGUCCACGUGGAUAUGUAACCUCAACAGAUGGCUCUCGGUGCAUCGAUCAGAGAACAGGCACAUGUUUCUCCGGCCUGGUGAAUGGUCGCUGUGCACAAGAGCUUCCGGGCAGAAUGACGAAAAUGCAAUGCUGCUGUGAGCCCGGCCGCUGCUGGGGUGUUGGAACCAUUCCUGAAGCCUGUCCCAUCAGAGGCUCUGAGGAAUAUCGCAGACUUUGCAUGGAUGGACUUCCAAUAGGAGGGAUUCCAGGGAGUGCUGGUUCCAGACCUGGAGGCACUGGGGGGAGUGGCUUUGCUCCAAGUGGCAAUGGCAAUGGCUAUGGCCCAGGAGGGACAGGCUUCAUUCCCAUUCCUGGAGGCAAUGGCUUUUCUCCUGGCGUUGGGGGAGCCGGUGUAGGGGCCGGGGGACAGGGGCCCAUCAUCACUGGACUAACUAUUCUGAACCAGACAAUAGAUAUAUGUAAGCACCAUGCUAAUCUCUGUUUAAAUGGACGCUGCAUACCUACUGUUUCUAGCUACCGAUGUGAAUGCAACAUGGGUUACAAGCAGGAUGCAAAUGGGGAUUGCAUAGAUGUUGAUGAAUGCACAUCGAAUCCCUGCACUAAUGGAGAUUGUGUUAACACACCUGGAUCCUAUUAUUGUAAAUGUCAUGCUGGAUUCCAGAGGACUCCCACCAAGCAAGCAUGCAUUGACAUUGAUGAAUGCAUCCAGAAUGGGGUUCUUUGUAAGAAUGGUCGAUGUGUGAACACAGAUGGAAGUUUCCAGUGCAUUUGCAAUGCUGGCUUUGAAUUAACUACAGAUGGAAAAAACUGUGUUGAUCAUGAUGAAUGUACAACUACCAACAUGUGUUUGAAUGGGAUGUGCAUUAAUGAAGAUGGCAGCUUCAAGUGCAUCUGCAAACCAGGAUUUGUCUUGGCUCCAAAUGGGCGUUACUGCACUGAUAUUGAUGAGUGCCAGACCCCAGGAAUCUGCAUGAAUGGGCAUUGCAUCAACAAUGAAGGGUCCUUCCGCUGUGACUGUCCCCCAGGCCUGGCUGUGGGUGUGGACGGACGCGUGUGUGUUGAUACUCACAUGCGCAGUACAUGCUAUGGUGGAAUCAAGAAGGGAGUGUGUGUCCGUCCUUUCCCUGGCGCAGUGACCAAGUCUGAAUGCUGCUGUGCCAAUCCAGACUAUGGUUUUGGAGAGCCCUGCCAGCCAUGCCCUGCUAAAAAUUCAGCUGAAUUCCACGGUCUUUGUAGUAGUGGAGUAGGUAUCACUGUGGAUGGAAGAGAUAUCAAUGAGUGUGCUCUGGAUCCUGAUAUAUGUGCCAAUGGAAUUUGUGAAAAUUUACGUGGUAGUUACCGUUGUAAUUGCAACAGUGGCUAUGAGCCAGAUGCCUCUGGAAGAAACUGUAUUGAUAUUGAUGAGUGCCUGGUAAACAGACUGCUUUGUGACAAUGGCCUAUGCCGAAACACACCUGGGAGCUACAGCUGCACCUGCCCACCUGGCUAUGUGUUCAGGACUGAGACAGAGACGUGUGAAGAUAUAAAUGAAUGUGAAAGCAACCCAUGUGUCAAUGGGGCCUGCAGGAACAACCUUGGAUCUUUCAAUUGUGAAUGUUCUCCUGGCAGCAAACUCAGCUCUACAGGAUUGAUCUGUAUUGACAGCCUGAAAGGGACGUGUUGGCUCAACAUCCAGGACAACCGCUGUGAGGUGAACAUCAACGGAGCCACUCUGAAAUCCGAAUGCUGUGCCACCCUCGGGGCCGCCUGGGGGAGCCCCUGUGAGCGGUGUGAACUAGAUACAGCUUGCCCAAGAGGGUUUGCCAGGAUUAAAGGUGUUACUUGUGAAGACGUUAAUGAGUGUGAGGUGUUUCCUGGCGUUUGCCCAAAUGGACGCUGUGUCAACAGCAAAGGAUCUUUUCACUGUGAGUGCCCUGAAGGCCUUACGUUGGAUGGAACUGGCCGUGUGUGUUUGGACAUCCGCAUGGAGCAGUGUUACUUGAAGUGGGAUGAAGAUGAAUGCAUCCAUCCUGUUCCUGGGAAGUUCCGCAUGGAUGCCUGCUGCUGUGCAGUCGGGGCAGCUUGGGGCACUGAGUGUGAGGAGUGCCCCAAACCUGGCACCAAGGAGUACGAGACCCUGUGCCCCCGGGGGCCUGGCUUUGCUAACAGAGGGGACGUUCUUACUGGGAGGCCAUUUUACAAAGAUAUCAAUGAAUGCAAAGCAUUCCCUGGGAUGUGCACGUAUGGAAAGUGCAGGAAUACAAUUGGAAGUUUCAAGUGCCGUUGCAAUAGUGGCUUUGCUCUAGACUUGGAGGAAAGAAACUGCACAGACAUUGACGAGUGCAGGAUUUCUCCUGACCUCUGUGGGAGUGGGAUCUGUGUCAACACGCCGGGCAGCUUUGAGUGUGAGUGCUUCGAAGGCUACGAGAGCGGGUUCAUGAUGAUGAAGAACUGCAUGGACAUUGACGAAUGUGAACGUAACCCUCUCCUUUGUAGGGGUGGCACCUGUGUGAACACUGAGGGCAGCUUUCAGUGUGACUGCCCACUGGGACACGAGCUGUCACCAUCACGUGAGGACUGUGUGGAUAUUAAUGAAUGCUCCCUGAGUGACAAUCUCUGUAGAAAUGGAAAAUGUGUAAACAUGAUCGGAACUUAUCAGUGCUCCUGCAAUCCUGGGUACCAGGCCACGCCAGACCGGCAGGGCUGUACAGAUAUUGAUGAAUGUAUGAUAAUGAACGGAGGCUGUGACACCCAAUGCACUAAUGCAGAAGGAAGCUAUGAAUGUAGCUGCAGUGAAGGUUAUGCCCUGAUGCCAGAUGGGAGGUCGUGCGCAGAUAUCGAUGAAUGUGAAAAUAAUCCUGAUAUCUGUGAUGGUGGGCAGUGUACCAACAUUCCUGGAGAGUAUCGCUGUCUGUGUUACGAUGGCUUCAUGGCUUCAAUGGACAUGAAAACAUGCAUUGAUGUGAAUGAAUGUGACUUAAAUUCAAACAUCUGCAUGUUUGGGGAAUGUGAGAACACCAAGGGGUCCUUCAUUUGCCACUGUCAGCUGGGGUAUUCAGUAAAGAAGGGGACCACAGGAUGCACAGAUGUGGAUGAGUGUGAAAUUGGUGCCCACAACUGUGACAUGCAUGCCUCAUGUCUAAACGUCCCAGGAAGCUUCAAAUGUAGCUGCAGAGAAGGCUGGGUUGGAAAUGGCAUCAAAUGUAUUGAUCUGGACGAAUGUUCUAAUGGAACCCACCAGUGCAGCAUAAAUGCUCAGUGUGUCAAUACCCCGGGCUCCUACCGCUGUGCCUGCUCCGAAGGGUUCACUGGAGAUGGAUUUACCUGCUCAGAUGUUGAUGAGUGUGCAGAAAACAUAAAUCUCUGUGAGAAUGGACAAUGCCUCAACGUCCCGGGUGCAUAUCGCUGCGAGUGUGAGAUGGGCUUCACUCCAGCCUCAGACAGCAGAUCCUGCCAAGAUAUCGAUGAAUGCUCCUUCCAAAAUAUUUGUGUCUUUGGAACAUGUAAUAAUUUGCCUGGAAUGUUUCAUUGUAUCUGUGAUGAUGGUUACGAAUUGGACAGAACCGGAGGGAACUGUACAGAUAUUGAUGAAUGUGCAGAUCCAAUAAACUGUGUGAACGGCCUAUGUGUCAACACUCCUGGUCGCUAUGAGUGUAACUGUCCACCCGAUUUCCAGCUGAACCCCACCGGUGUGGGUUGUGUUGACAAUCGCGUGGGCAACUGUUACCUGAAGUUCGGUCCUCGGGGCGACGGGAGUCUCUCCUGCAACACUGAGAUUGGGGUGGGCGUCAGCCGCUCGUCCUGCUGCUGCUCUCUGGGGAAGGCCUGGGGGAACCCCUGCGAGACCUGCCCCCCUGUCAACAGCACUGAAUAUUACACUUUGUGUCCUGGAGGUGAAGGCUUCAGACCUAACCCCAUCACAAUCAUCUUAGAAGAUAUUGAUGAAUGCCAGGAGUUACCAGGUCUCUGCCAGGGUGGAAACUGUAUCAACACUUUCGGGAGCUUCCAGUGUGAGUGCCCUCAAGGCUACUACCUCAGUGAGGAAACCCGCAUUUGUGAAGAUAUUGAUGAGUGUUUUGCACAUCCUGGUGUGUGUGGACCUGGGACUUGCUACAACACCCUGGGAAAUUACACCUGCAUUUGCCCACCUGAAUACAUGCAGGUCAAUGGAGGCCACAACUGUAUGGACAUGAGAAAAAGCUUCUGCUACCGAAGCUAUAAUGGAACCACUUGUGAGAAUGAGUUGCCUUUUAAUGUGACAAAGAGGAUGUGCUGCUGCACAUACAAUGUGGGCAAAGCCUGGAACAAACCUUGUGAGCCAUGCCCAACGCCAGGAACGGCUGACUUUAAAACCAUAUGUGGAAAUAUUCCUGGAUUCACCUUUGACAUUCACACUGGAAAAGCUGUUGACAUUGAUGAAUGUAAAGAGAUUCCAGGCAUUUGUGCAAAUGGUGUGUGUAUUAACCAGAUUGGCAGUUUCCGCUGUGAAUGCCCUACGGGAUUCAGCUACAAUGACCUGCUCCUGGUCUGUGAAGAUAUUGAUGAGUGCAGCAACGGUGAUAACCUCUGCCAGCGAAAUGCCGACUGCAUCAACAGUCCCGGCAGCUACCGCUGCGAGUGUGCUGCAGGUUUCAAACUUUCACCCAAUGGAGCCUGUGUAGAUCGCAACGAAUGUUUAGAAAUUCCUAAUGUUUGCAGUCAUGGCCUGUGUGUGGAUUUACAAGGAAGUUACCAGUGUAUCUGCCACAAUGGCUUUAAGGCUUCUCAGGACCAGACGAUGUGCAUGGAUGUUGAUGAAUGUGAGCGGCAUCCAUGUGGAAAUGGAACUUGUAAAAACACCGUUGGAUCCUAUAACUGUCUCUGCUACCCAGGCUUUGAACUCACUCAUAAUAAUGAUUGCCUGGACGUAGAUGAGUGCAGUUCCUUUUUUGGUCAGGUGUGCAGAAAUGGACGGUGUUUUAAUGAAAUUGGCUCCUUCAAGUGUUUAUGUAAUGAAGGCUAUGAACUUACUCCAGAUGGCAAGAACUGUAUAGAUACUAAUGAGUGUGUUGCCCUUCCUGGCUCUUGCUCUCCUGGCACCUGUCAGAAUUUGGAGGGAUCCUUCAGAUGCAUCUGUCCCCCAGGGUAUGAAGUAAAAAGCGAGAAUUGCAUCGAUAUAAAUGAAUGUGAUGAAGAUCCCAACAUCUGUCUUUUUGGUUCCUGCACCAAUACUCCUGGGGGCUUCCAGUGCAUCUGUCCCCCUGGUUUUGUGUUGUCUGAUAAUGGACGGAGAUGCUUCGAUACUCGCCAGAGCUUCUGUUUCACAAACUUUGAAAAUGGAAAGUGUUCCGUACCCAAAGCUUUCAAUACCACAAAGGCGAAAUGCUGCUGUAGUAAGAUGCCAGGAGAGGGCUGGGGGGACCCCUGUGAGCUGUGCCCCAAAGAUGAUGAAGUGGCGUUCCAGGAUUUGUGUCCCUAUGGCCAUGGAACUGUUCCUAGUCUUCAUGAUACCCGUGAAGAUGUCAAUGAAUGUCUUGAGAGCCCUGGCAUUUGUUCAAAUGGUCAGUGUAUCAACACAGAUGGAUCUUUUCGCUGUGAAUGUCCAAUGGGUUACAACCUUGAUUACACUGGAGUACGCUGUGUGGAUACCGAUGAAUGUUCAAUUGGCAAUCCCUGUGGAAAUGGGACGUGCACCAAUGUUAUUGGGAGUUUUGAAUGCAACUGCAACGAAGGCUUCGAGCCAGGGCCCAUGAUGAAUUGUGAAGAUAUCAAUGAGUGUGCCCAGAACCCACUGCUGUGUGCUUUCCGCUGCAUGAACACCUUCGGGUCCUACGAAUGCACAUGCCCGAUUGGCUAUGCCCUCAGGGAAGACCAGAAGAUGUGCAAAGACCUGGAUGAAUGUGCUGAAGGGCUACAUGACUGUGAAUCUAGGGGCAUGAUGUGUAAGAAUCUGAUUGGUACCUUCAUGUGCAUCUGCCCGCCUGGGAUGACCCGAAGGCCUGACGGAGAAGGCUGUGUAGAUGAAAAUGAAUGCAGGACCAAGCCAGGAAUCUGUGAAAACGGGCGUUGCGUUAACACUAUUGGGAGCUAUAGGUGCGAGUGUAAUGAAGGCUUUCAGUCAAGCUCUUCAGGCACUGAAUGCCUUGACAAUCGACAGGGACUCUGCUUUGCAGAGGUAUUGCAGACCAUGUGUCAGAUGGCAUCCAGCAGCCGUAACCUUGUCACAAAGUCAGAAUGCUGCUGCGAUGGGGGGCGAGGCUGGGGUCACCAGUGUGAGCUCUGCCCACUUCCUGGAACUGCCCAGUACAAAAAGAUAUGUCCUCAUGGCCCAGGAUAUACCACUGAUGGAAGAGAUAUUGAUGAAUGCAAAGUUAUGCCGAAUCUCUGCACCAAUGGUCAGUGCAUCAAUACCAUGGGCUCCUUCCGAUGCUUCUGCAAGGUUGGCUACACCACGGACAUCAGCGGAACCUCGUGUGUAGAUCUUGAUGAAUGUUCGCAGUCCCCAAAACCCUGCAACUUCAUCUGCAAGAACACCGAGGGGAGUUACCAGUGCUCCUGUCCUCGGGGCUAUGUCCUACAGGAGGACGGAAAGACAUGCAAAGACCUUGAUGAAUGUCAAACCAAACAGCACAACUGCCAGUUCCUCUGUGUCAACACUCUGGGAGGUUUUACCUGUAAAUGUCCACCUGGUUUCACACAACAUCACACUGCUUGUAUUGACAACAAUGAAUGUGGGUCUCAGCCUUCACUUUGUGGAGCAAAAGGAAUCUGUCAAAACACCCCUGGAAGUUUCAGCUGCGAAUGUCAAAGAGGGUUCUCUCUUGAUGCCACGGGACUGAACUGUGAAGAUGUUGAUGAAUGUGAUGGAAACCAUAGGUGCCAGCAUGGCUGCCAGAACAUCCUGGGAGGCUACAGGUGUGGCUGCCCUCAAGGAUAUAUUCAGCAUUACCAGUGGAAUCAGUGUGUCGAUGAGAAUGAGUGCUCCAAUCCAAAUGCCUGUGGCUCUGCUUCCUGCUACAACACCCUGGGGAGCUACAAGUGCGCCUGCCCCUCUGGGUUCUCCUUCGACCAGUUCUCCAGUGCCUGCCACGACGUGAACGAGUGCUCGUCUUCCAAGAACCCGUGCAAUUACGGCUGCUCCAACACGGAAGGGGGCUACCUCUGCGGCUGCCCACCUGGCUACUACAGAGUGGGACAGGGCCACUGUGUCUCAGGAAUGGGAUUUAACAAAGGGCAGUACCUGUCGGUGGAUGCAGAAAUGGAUGAAGAGAACGCUCUGUCCCCGGAAGCAUGCUAUGAGUGCAAAAUCAACGGCUACUCUAAGAAAGACAGCAGACAGAAGAGAAGUCUUUAUGAACCCAAACCCACUGCUGUUGAACAGAUCAGCCUGGAGAGUGUCGACAUGGACAGCCCCGUGAAAAUGAAGUUCAACCUUUCUGGCCUUGGCUCUAAGGAGCACAUCCUAGAACUCAUGCCCGCCAUUGAGCCACUCAACAACCACAUCCGCUAUGUCAUCUCCCACGGGAAUGACGAUGGCAUCUUCCGCAUCCACCAAAGGAAUGGGCUCAGCUACUUGCACACGGCCAAGAGGAAGCUCGUGCCUGGCACACACACACUGGAAAUCACUAGCAUCCCUCUCUACAAGAAAAAGGAGCUUAAGAAACUGGAAGACAGCAAUGAGGACGACUACCUCCUAGGGGAGCUCGGGGAGGCUCUCAGAAUGAGGCUGCAGAUUCAACUCUAUUAA
Molecule: messenger RNA, 8739 nt
Organism: Eubalaena glacialis (North Atlantic right whale)
Lineage: Eukaryota; Metazoa; Chordata; Mammalia; Artiodactyla; Balaenidae
Gene: FBN2
Product: fibrillin 2
Exons: 65
Coding region: 1-8739 (2912 amino acids)
Molecular function (GO): calcium ion binding
Source: RefSeq, a predicted model, not a curated record